Molecule: messenger RNA, 7227 nt
Organism: Daphnia pulicaria
Lineage: Eukaryota; Metazoa; Arthropoda; Branchiopoda; Diplostraca; Daphniidae
Product: homeobox protein prospero-like
Exons: 4
Coding region: 506-5458 (1650 amino acids)
Source: RefSeq, a predicted model, not a curated record
CUCCCAUUCGACUUGGUGGCCGACACAACGCCACACACUCUCAAAUGAAAACGUGAAAAACCCACAAAAUUUUUUUGUUAUUUGCACGAACCAUUUUUUGACCUAUAACGACGAAUAAAACUUGUGUGAUUUUGAUCGAGUGACGAGACAUUUUUGUGCAGAAUAAUUUCAGUUGCUCUGUGUGGUGUGUGUGUGUCAAUCACGUGGUUUGGCCGAAACGUUUGUCUGUGUGCCCACACGAUGGUGGCCUACCCGCCAUUAAAAAAGCCCGCGAUCUUCUCCAGACUUGGAUACCACUGUGCUGCUGCUGCAGUGACAUCACGAGAAAUUCCAACGUAAUUGCGUGCUGCACAACAGGGCGUGGUGACUGACUAGACCGGAGGCGCUUGGUGGGAUUAAAAUAAAUAGUCACGAAAGAGCGGAGCCGGAAUUUUCUCUUCAUUCCGAGAAGAAGAAAGAAAGAAGGUGAAAAGGAGAGAAAGUGAAAGAACUGGCAGCAGGUCGAAUGGUUGCCAACGAGAUUGCUGGGUCUGGACAGGUGGAUGUCUUCCUCGGAGGCGGUAGCAGGUGGACGACAUCAUCUAAUACAGGAAUAACUUCCGUGACAUGCCAGUCCAGUAGACUGUCGGGGGUAACGACAACAACAACAGGAGAAAGAGGGGGCGUAGUAGGAGCGACGACGACGGCGUCGGCGCCAACGACGACGCCACCCGGUGGCGAUGCGGUCAACUUGAGCCAACAGCUCCGCUACGGACCUCACUCGACUGCGGACAGACAUCGCACCACGGCCGCCGCCGCUCAGGGGUGGGCGGAUACGCGCCAACCGUCGCCCGACAUUGGACCGUCAGAGACGGACGAGAAAGGUCUUCCACCUCCGCAGUCUCCUCGGCGAAGCUCGUCGUCAUCCGUCGACGAUUUGGACCGCGUCCAACAACAGCAACAAAAACGUUCAGUUGGCAACUCUUGUCUGGAUUCCGGCAGCAGCAGCAGCAGCAGUGCAAGUGGCGCAGUGCAUUAUCGUGUGGUUUCCUCCUCCAGCGACGGAAGCGGAUUGCGGAUUAAUAACAACAGCAGUGCAACUGUCGGCGGCUCCACUGGAGGACAGUCGUCGUCGGAUGGGGAGGAUUCAGUGAUUGAGGCGGAAGAGCAGCAGCAGCAGCAACCGAGUCGAAAGUCCAUCAACAUCAUCCACGCUGGUGUCGUUAAUGAUGCCCUGGAUGCUCCGCAGAAGUCGGACGAUCAGCAGCACGACGACAAGAUGCCGCGCCAGUCGCACUACGAUUCCGGCUCGGUACAACAUCAACAACAACAACACGCACAAUGGCAGACGCAAGGAGGUGGAGGAGGAGGAGAUUGUGAUGAAAUCAACAACACGAGUCUUUCUUCAUCUUCUUCUUCUUCCGGCGGAGGAGGAGGAGGAGGAGUCCCGCUCAAAUCGGCGCUAAAGAGGCCAACGGCUGGCCGCUGCGGCGGAGUGGCCGGAACGUUGCAGCAGCUGCAAUCGUUGCGCAAAAAGGCCCGGGUCCGGUUCAACGAGGCGCUCAACACUUUCCUCGAGUGCGAUUACGUCAUUUACGUUGACGAUGACGAGUACGACCUGCUCUACCACUUGGAUGCCGUGGCAGCAGCAGCUGCUGCGGCGGCCGCCGCUCAGGCGGAAGCCGAAUUAGCCGAUCCAGCCAAUGUUUCCUCGGCAGCUUCUCUUGUGAUUACGACGACGGAACAGCCUCAAUUAGUCAACGUUCGCUCGUUUGAACUGCAGUUGCCCGAAACGUCGACUUGUGUCAGUCACGGACCCGUCACGGGAUCAGCAGCGCCGGCUGUUGUAGCCUCGACGGGCGAAGCCGGGACGUUGAGUCCUCCCGACGGUUACAAGGACGCGGCCGCUUUCUACGCCGCCGCCGCCGCCUUGGUCGAUCUGGAAAACCACGUCCAUCUAUCCGGCUUCGCCGACGAUGGAGUGGAUCCAUGGGAGUCUGAAGACUAUGAUGAUGAAGAGGGCAUGGCCGACGAAGCGGAAGCGCUCGACAACGGCUGGAUGGAUUCUCAGUUGUCGGAGGAAUCGCCAAAAAGCCACGCAAAUCGACAACAACAACAACAACAACUGCAGCAGCAGCAGACGCCUCAGCAACAGCAGCAGUCAGUGAGUGACGGCCCUGCAGUUGGCGAUCUCGUCGUUCCUUUGCCGGAUCCUCCCCGUACGGGCAUUCUCAAAGGAGGCAAAUUAUGGCGAGGAGCCGUCAAUAACAACAACAACAGCAGCAGCAACAACGACAGUAGUCAGAACAACAGCUCUUCAACGUCGUCUUCAGCCGGCGCUUCAUCCGCCAUUGGAGAAGAGGCCACUUUGUCACGUCACGGUGAAAAAUCGCCAGCUGUCCGUUUCAUCCAUCUCAACGAUGCUCAGGGUGGAGGAGAUUCGGAGGACGGAGCCAGCAACGCGACUGCAGCCAAUGCAACCGGCGGCCCGCCCAGCGGCGGCGGAGGACAGUCUCAAAGAAGUGGAGGAGGCGGCGGUCAUCAUCACAACUCGGCCUUCCAGCAGCUGUUCCCACGAGCUAGAAAGCUUCUCCAAGAAUUGCCAGAGGCCGAAAUCCAGCGGUUGACCACAGCCGCUCGAGCCAAUAAUGCUCCGUCGUCCGUCUCGUCCGUGUCCUCGUUCGCCUCUUCUUCUUCCAGGACGGGCGUCACGUCCCUUCUUGGCCAUUCGACCGACUCGGCCAUCACCACCGACACUACCGACGCAUCCGACCUCAAGUAUGAAAAGGCUUUGCGCGUUACGGAAGUGACAGAAGAUGCGGUUGAAAGUCAUCCAGCAGCAUCCGGAGGAGGAGGAGGAGGAGCGGCAUCGGCAGCUGCCGCCGCCAGAUUGGGGGUGCACUAUUCGGCGGAUUACUAUCAAAUCAUCAAGCGGAUCCGCUUGGCGUCGGCUGAAACUGCCAGACAACAACAACAACGAAAAACGGAUCCCACUCCGCCGACGGCUGCCGAUUCCCUGGUGGAGCGGCUCAAAUGGCUAACGACGACGGAUGUUGAUGACGAGGCGACGGAAGAGUCGACGGGCGUGGCCGAAGAGAGGGAAGCGGCCGACGGAGGAAGCGAUCUGGAAAUGGCGGCCAUGCAACUUGCCGCCUACGCUUCCGUUCCGCUCGAGAAUGCGGAACAAAUCCUGGAGGGCCAAGAGGAGGAGGACAACCACUACCACCAUCAAACGGCUCUGCGGUCAGCGGUGACUUCCGGAACUGGCGAGGCGCAAGAAGCGGCCAACACGUCGUCGGCCGUGCCCAGCGCCAAACCUGGUAAAUCCGGCGGCGGCGGUAGCGGCGGCGGAGGCGAGAAGAGCACGUACCGAAAACUCAACGAGCUCUUCUUCCGGACCAAGUCGAAAGAUAAGAACAAGGACACGAACAAAUCAUCGAAUUCGGCGCUCAACCGCAGUUUCUCUCCUCCACCUCCAGCGGAAGUGGAGCCCAAGAUGAAACCCUCCAAGAAACAGCAGCAGCAACCUCACUUGAUCCACAUCGUCGGAUUGGCGGGCAAAUCGUCCAGCGCCACUUUAUCCGGGCCCACGACGGCCACUGGGGCUUCUUCUUCUUCCUCUUCCGGGGCUUCCGGAACAGAGACGCUAGGGCGGAUACCCAACGUGGUGCCGACAGUCGAUCACGUCUACCGGGCAGCCGUCGAUUUGGUCACGCGGAAUAGUGGACAGCAGCUGAUGAGUCAUCCCGCCGGAUUGGCGGUUCACCAAUCCGGCCAAAUCGUCAUCCAGGGUCCUUCAGCCAACGAUUCUUACAGUUUGGACGAUAUUGAUGCCGCACUCCAUGCUCAAAUAUCCGCCGCUGCCGCUGCCGCCUCUUCCGGCAACGGAGGAGCGCCGGAAGCCAAUCCUUCUCAGUGUCUCUACUUGAUGCCAGCGAACCAUCGAAUUCCGGAAGACUCCCGCGACGAGACGGGCGGAUCGCGGAGUUCGGGAAGUUCGGGCGACAGCGGAUUAGGUUUGAGUUCUCACGACACGAGUUUGACGGGCAUGUCCGACUCUGCGACGGACGCCGGAUGCGCUCAAGACGAGCUUCAAGCUUUCGUGAGACAGGACGCCACCCAAGGCCGGAUCGACCGCAUCAAAAAGAGAUACAGCGCAGCACUGGAGCCGGACGAGGCGGAGGAUUACGGAUUCCUGCGGAGGCCGUCGGUGCGAGGCAUCAAGACGAAAUUCGGGUCGACGUCUGAGAUAAUCCAGCAAAUGCAGGCCCAACUGGCCGGUCCUAUGCCGGCCGUCACGGCCGCUAGAGCUUCCGGACAAACGCACGUCAACUGGUCGUCUUAUGCGGAGCAGAGUUCCAUCCAGGCGGAAGCGCUGCUGGAUCCGCGCGAAAAGCGACGAUCGGCCAAGAUGGCCAUGUCCAAUUCGGUCCAUCUUCCAGCCCUUCCCGAGGAUGCCGGCUACUUCCACCAACACCAGCAACUGCUCCACAACGCCGGAACGGCUCAUCCGAACGCCAUGGUUACCAAUCGACCGGCCUCUGUCAUGAACAUUUACGGAUCCACUGGCGAUCUGUACCAACACCUGAGGGCUCCCAUGCGACCUGUGAUGAUCCGUCAUCCCCCUACCACUUCUUCUUCCGUCGCCCCUGGGGCUCAUCCGCAUGCACCCCAACUCCUCGAGAGAACGUCUUCCGUUUCUUCCGUCUCUUCGGCCAUUGACGCCAGCGCUGCUUACGGUACCAUCCGCAGGCAGCCUCAAAUGAUGCAGCACCCUUCCUAUGCCCAUCCUGCUCUUCCGGAUUCCUUAUCCCCAACUCGAGACUACGCUCCGGCCGUGAUGAUGCAGCAGCACACGCAACAGCUCCUCCUCCAACAACAACAACAGCAGCAACACCACCAUCAGCUGCCUCUGAGGAUGACCGUCUCGACACCCGCUGGACCCUACAUGACCAAUCCGCAACAGCAGCAGAGGCCCGUGUCACAGCAGAUGCCGGGCGGAUCAGUCGCCUAUUACGCCACUCCUCAAGAUUAUGCGCUGCAGCAGCAGCAGCAACUGCAACAACAGUUCCAGAUGCAGCAACAACAUCAACAGCAGCAGCAACAACAACAGCACUAUGUUUACGCUACUCUUCCGGGCAAACGUCAGUCACCUUAUGGUGUUCCGGCCAACAUCCCUGUGUCUGUCGGUUCUCAGGUGGUGGUUAGCGGUGCUCCUACCGUGCUGGAUCCGACCCGCUACCGCCAAGUCUUGCCGCCGAUGACGUCCCAAGUGACCCUGCGGCCUUCUUCCGCCUCGGCCGACCCUCGAUACGCAUCGGUUUCGGUCGUCCACGGUGGCCAUCUGCAGCCUCCUCCGCAUCAUCCUCAACAGCAACAACAGCAACAGCCAGCUGCUCCGACGUUGAAAGACGAACGGGAAGGGCCGGAAGGGGCCAGUUCAUCCCCAGGUCUGACGCAUCAUGACGUCAAUAUGUAAGGAGAAAGGUCGAGAAUUUCGACCAGAUCCUUGUGCGGAUGCGAAUUUCCGUGAGUUGUUCUAAUAUUAGCCAAAGCAGGACACACAACAACGACGAAUCGCUCCAGUUUCCACGUGGGUAGUGAAACUGCUGUCGGCCUCAUCUCUUGAGGCCAACAGCACACACAAACAAUCACGGCGAACAAUCACGGCAGAAACACAAGAGGCAAAAGGCAAUUUCGAGUUAACAAAAAGUGCGUGUGCGUUUAUUUUGAUGACGUGAAAAUAUUUUUUUUCCCCCCGUUUCCUCGAAGAGAAAAUGUGAGCAUCAAAGAGGUAAGAGGAAAAUAACGUGAUCUUUUACAUUUGUUUUCCCACCCAAAACUGGACGGCCGACAUUGUUAUUGUCUCCCUUCUUUUUUUGUUUUGUGGUUAUUUUUGGAGGGGAUUGUUGUUUAAAUUCAAAAUCUGAUUGCGCACACACGCACCUCCCUCCCACACACACACACACACACACGCUCUCAUUCAAAUGGAUUGAAGAAGAAAUACCAACAAAACGAGAAGAACACGACUGCUUCUUCCCCAUCUACUGACUCCUUGUUCAUUUAUUCGUGAAUUUGGUACCUGCAAACGAUUCUAGUUUCAAAACAAUAUCCCAAAAAAAAUUUUUUUUUCAAACGUGGAAAAAAAAAGAUGACGACGACAAAUAAAUAUAGAAACAAUUAAAAUAAAUAAAGUUAAAACCAAAAAAAAAUAUUUACACAAAUUUUGUUGGGUGGGUGAGAUAGAGAGAAUACCGGAUGCAAACAAAUCAAACUGACCGGGCAAUUUCAUUCAAAAUCUUGUAAAAACAAAACAACAAAAAACACAUUUAAAUUCCCCCCACAAAACAUUUUUUUUUUUUUUUUUUAAUUGUUAACUAUAAACACAUUGCGCAUCUUGAAUUUAAGUUUUCGUGAUUCCUUGUCUUAAAAAAUUCGUUCCCUCUCUAACGACAAAUGAUCAUCAGUUGUAAACUGAGUCGAGAUUUGUAAUCUUUCCUCUGUUUUAUGUAAAGGAUUUUUUUUGAUUGACGGUAUAGAACUUGUUUGAAUGUUAUGAGAUGGGAGAUAAAUUACCGAGCGGCGACCGAUGUUAUUUUGGUGUGUCUGCCACUCGGCAAUUUUCUCUUGUACACCUACGCACCCAAUAUGAAAAUAUCCCACCUGUGUGUUAUUUCACACCUCCAUCCCACCAAAUUAUUUCUGUUUUUCUCCAAACCUUUUUUGUUUGUUUGUUAACAUCCUUGUCCUCUUUUUGUAAUAGACAUUUAUGAUAUCCUACAUAUAUUCACGUUGUAUGUCUUGUAAAAAAAAAAUUAAUCGAAAAAAUAACCAAAAGAUUUAAAAGAUGGAAGAGCCAACAAGUCUGGUUUUCUUUGUGUACAGUGUCUACAAAUUUUUUUUUUUUUUGUUUUUAUAAGCCGAGAGACACACACAGUAUGUUUUUUUGACUGUAUGUAUAUGUAUACGUGUGUCUCGACGACAGCAGAGGAGUUAAUCUUGUCUUGUUUUUCGUUCGCAUUUAUUUCGCUCGUCAGAAUCUACGAAAGAGAAAGAAGAAAAAAAAACUGGGAAAAAUCUUUUGAAAAUAAUUGAAUGAUGAUAAAUAAUAAUAAUUGUACAUGUCAUGGCUGUCACAACAUAUGUCUGUAUUUCAAACUCGUGUUCUCUAUAUAUAUUAUAUAUAGACUUCUGAAACGUGUGUAUUGUAUAUAUAUAUACGGCGUCAAUAAAAUAGAAAGAUAUUAU